CAGACCCAAUACCCAGCCGAGUAGCAGAGGAAUUAGCAAGCAAGCUUUAGCAAUGGCAGCUCGCCAAGGCAGCAGGAGGACAAGGGCAGAUCAGUGGCUGUUUGGUGGGAGGUGGAGGGGAACCGUGAAGGAGACGAGGCAUCCCAUUGUCCCUGAGACCAAGCCGCCCCCAAAUCCCACCCCCGUUGUUGUUCAGAAGGACGAAGGCAUCUGCCUUGAGAAGUCUAGAGUGCAUGUCAUGCCUGGUCUGGGGCAGAGAGAGAUCGUCGACGUUGCGCCCGGAAGGAGAUCCAUGCCGGAGAUGGAGAUCAACAUGAAAGAAGUCGUCGCGGUGCUCGGGGUGAAGGUCAUGGCUGCAGACAUGCCGCCAUUCAUGCAGCUGCAUGCCUUCCGGUGCGCUAAGCGUUCCCAUGACAACUUGGACAAGUUCAGCUCAAGGCAGCUGGCCCAUGAUGUGAAGAAGGAGUUCGAUAAAGUGUAUGGGCCUACGUGGCACUGCAUCGUUGGUACGAGCUACGGUUCCUUCGUGACACAUUCCAGAGGCUGUUUCCUCUACUUCUCCAUGGACAAAAUCAUAGUGAUGCUGUUCAAGACCAAGAUAAGGAAAGUGAUGGCAUCCUGAGCUUUUCGUGUCCAUCAAUCAUGAAGGGUUUGGUCAGUCCAGCUUCUCUAUGAUACUGACACUUGUAAAAUAUUGAGGUUUAGAUUGGAGCUGAAGAGCUAACUUGAAUCAUUGUUGUUUGUGAGUAGCAACUUGCUACUGAACGGUGAACAUGGGGCCGUACUGCGGCGCUGUUGUUGUAGACUAAAUUAACAGUUCAAAGCAAUGAUGAAGUGUUUGCAUCGGUGUAGUGUAUACUUUGCUGAGGGACACCUCUGGCCUGGCAAGCUGCAUCAGCGAUCACGGUCAAGGUCACGUUGUAAGAUUCCUGAUUGGCAGAGAUCUGUUUGCCAUAGGGAGGGCCAUUACAAGGACUGACAUGGUCACGUCACGCCGUGGACCAAAAUCAAAAUGUUUGGCUUUCGCAUCAUGUUUGUAAUUGUGGUCUGGCAUAUUGCUAUACUUUUUUUCAUAUAAAUAUGAAGCUGUGGAUCGUGCUAGGAUUUUUUUUUUCA
Molecule: messenger RNA, 1116 nt
Organism: Sorghum bicolor (sorghum)
Lineage: Eukaryota; Viridiplantae; Streptophyta; Magnoliopsida; Poales; Poaceae
Exons: 2
Coding region: 53-622 (189 amino acids)
Biological process (GO): microtubule-based process
Cellular component (GO): dynein complex
Molecular function (GO): dynein intermediate chain binding; dynein light intermediate chain binding
Source: RefSeq, a predicted model, not a curated record